AUGCCUAAACGCGCCGGAAAGAACGAACGAAGCCAUCAGAAGCAGCGUGAUGCACCGAGCCGCCCCGGAAGGCGAGCCGCUGCGAGCCUCGCAGACGGAAACAGCGAUGCUGGGCUGCCCUUUCCCCCCAACCCGUGGCAGCCAACCCCAGGCUUGCCGACGAUAGAGGACACUCCGGAAGUGACGCAACAACCGUCGGCACAGGACCAGGUAGAGGGCCCAGGGCAGGGGCCCGUCGCAGAUGGACCAGCACAGACCGACGAGCAAGACGACACGCGAACGGGGGCUAACACCGCGGAGAACGCCGUCGCGGUGGAAAGCGCGGUACAGAACGCGGACGCUCCCGAAACAAACGGAGAGACCACCUCGACGCCAGCACCGGGACGUCACCAGAAAAACGGCCAGCUGGCGUCACUCGGGGUCGAAGCCAUAACGACGCAGGAGCCCAUGCCCGCCUCGCCGGCCGUAAGCUCGCAGCGUUUGGUGAGCGAAACGAGGAAGCGCAGGCGUGUGUCGGAGGACGUCGGGAACGACGGCGAACCACUAGUCACCAACGUUCGCCAGGAUCCCGGAAGACAACUUACUGCAGCGCGUCCACCGGCGAUGGGCUAUGGCACCGGUUGCAACAUCGAAGACAGUGGCGUCAGCUACGCCGACGAUGAGGAACUGCGUGACGAGAUGGCCGUCGACCACGAACCCGCCAACGACGACGGCAUCGUCAUCGGUCACUUCGACGAAGAUGUCCAGGCGAUGGCCCGGAGCGCAGCGCGUCCCGGCCCCAGCUCGGAUUUGGGGCCAGCCCGUACUGGGCAAAGGGUCUGA
Molecule: messenger RNA, 822 nt
Organism: Fomitopsis serialis
Lineage: Eukaryota; Fungi; Basidiomycota; Agaricomycetes; Polyporales; Fomitopsidaceae
Exons: 5
Coding region: 1-822 (273 amino acids)
Source: RefSeq, a predicted model, not a curated record